AUGUCAUCAACACAUUACUAUGAUAAUGAAAGAAUUAAGCCACUUGUGACUUCUUUUAUUAAUGCCAAUUUCGACUUCGAGGCCAUACCACUUCAACUCAAGAAGUCUAUGAGAGUCGGUGUUUAGGAACAUAUAGCUUUCUUCUGGGUAAACGAUGGUUACCACUUUUUAGAAGCUGUUUUCACUAAGGAAGCGGUAAAUGAGUUCCGCAAAAAUUGGCCUCAUCUUAAGUUUAUUGGCCUCAAGGAAAAAAUCUUACUUAUCACCAAAUGGAGCCUGAGGAUAAGAGAGGCUGACUCUAGAAAACUAUUCACAUCAUAUCAAAACCUCCAAAUUCAGAUAGUCAUUGAGGGUUUUAAGCCAAUCUUGCAUGAGAAGCCAAAUCCUAAAUAGCAUUUUCAAGCUACAAACAUUUAUCACGAUGAGGAAAUUUAGACUUAUUUAAGACAUAAAAGACAUGAAAUGAUUAGAGGAUUCCUAUCAAAUCAUAUUUUCUUUAGGACUAAGGGAGAAAAUAAACUUGAACUCCCUAGUAUCAAACUAAUAAAGAAGCAACAAAGCUAGUAUGAAUUGUUGAAAGUAUAGAAUGACAGUUCAAGCGACAAUGAGAUGCUUGAUUUAGCUGAUGAGUAAGAUAAAAAUGUGAAGUAGUAGAAAGUGGAAGCAGACUUGCACAAUUCAAAGUUAAUUAAAAGGUUAACUGUAAAUAUCAGCGAAUAAGAAGUUUUCAGAUGUUAGAUGGCUGAAGUGCAAAGAGAACAAUUAAUUGAAGAUGAAUACGACUUCAAGGAAUUUAAAGAGAAAUUCUCUUACCAUACCAUUAAUGAUAAUCAAUAAACAGCAGCUUCCUCUUAAGUAUCAAAAUACACCAUUUCAACAUCUACUGAUUUAGAUGAGAACCCAAACAUUGCUGAUUUGAAACGUUAUAUCAUCCAAGAAAUGGGUGAAGAUGAAUUCAAUUCACUAGUCAAAAAGAAGACUGAAAGACUCCAAAAUCAGUUGGAGGACGAAUUUGAAAGAAUGAAAAUCAAGUAAAAUCUAGAGUAUUACAGUAAAGAGCAAUCAAGAGAGGAAUUCAAGAAGGAAAUGGAAAGGAAAAUACAGGAAAAGCAGGAUAAAAAAGAGAAAGCCAUUAAGAAGAAGAUUGUGAAUUAUAGAAUGUAAUUAUCGACCAACCAAAUAAAAGAGAAAGUCUUGAGAUUCAUGACAACAUUUGAAUCUGUUUAAGGCAAAGAAGGAGAGUAGUAGAAAUCUAUUAAUGCAAUGGCAACAAUUGAGAAAAGGGAGAUCCCAGAAACAAGAUUAAGAUCAUAUUCUCAAGAAAAUAUAGUCAGAGAUCAAUCUGAAAUAUUGGAAGCAAGAAGUAUGGUGAGCCAUAUAAAUGCAUUGAGUUAGUAUCAAUGCAGAAAAGUUGGCUACAGAGGCGAUGAAACUGAAUCUGAGCAUGAGGAAGAUAUGAGCAUGUUGGUAGAAACAAGCAAGAAAACUGUCAAAUUACUUCAAAAAAUCUAACCAACAAUAUCAGUUUUUAAGCAAUAUCUUUCAUGGUUUGCUGCAAAUGAAGUUAUUUCAAAAAGAAAGUAUGAUGAAGAGCUAGAAUUAAAAAGAAUUUAAGAAGAAAGAGAAAUCGAAAUACAAAGAAUAAGAGAUAUGGAGGAAUAAAAGGAAAGAGAAAUUCUUGAAGAAAAGGAAAGACAAAGACAACAAAGAAGAGAAGAAUAAGAAAGAUAGAAAUAAAAACGUUUGGAAGAAAAAUAAAAGAGGCAAGCUUAAAUUCUAGAAGCCUAAUAAAAAGCCAAAAAAAGAGUAAUUCAAUCUUCAAGUGAGGAUAGUGAUGCUGAAAUGAAAUAAGAAAGUGAAGAAGAUGAUCUUCUUGAAAAUCAAAAGCUUACUAGCUUCAUUGAAUCUGUCAAUAUGUUUACAUCAAUUCCAGCUGUUAAAACCAACCCAAAUUAGGGGUUAGAAAAGCUUUUGGAAGAGGUCAAAGUAGAGAUAAAAUCUGCUGAUCUUAUUUAAAAUGCUCCCAAAGAAAAAUAACCAUCUCCAGAAUAAGAUUAAAUGAUAAAAUAAUAGACACCACAGAUCUAACAACAAGUACCAGAAAUAAAUGAACCUAAAGUUAGUAGGAUUGAUGAAAGGUUAAAUGAUUUAAGCUAUAUCUUAGAUGAUAAAGAAAGCGAUAAAGAAGUUACUGAUUAAGAAGAAGAAGAAGAAUCUGAAAUUGAAAAUGUCUAACCAACAAUAAAAAGUUAAGAAUAAUCAACAUUUAUGCCGAUAGCUAUGAGUAGGAAUGUUCAAAUAAUUUCUAGUCAAGAUUCAGAAGAAGUCAAUGAAGUGACACAUUUCUAGCAAUAAUAGUAGCAGACAUAACAAACUAUAGAGGAAUAAAGUGAAUAAGAUUCUCUAAUCUUAGAGGUUAGAGAUGAUAAAACUUAAAAUUAGCAAGUAGAAAUAUGCACAUUCAAUGAAGUGCCAAAAUCUUAAGAUAAUUUAUUUGGCUAGUAAUAAUAAUGCUAGUAAGAUAACGAUGUAAUGUCCAUUUAAGAAUAGGAAUCACAGCAAAAUUAGGAAAUCUAUACUCAAUUAUAAGAGCCUGUAAUCACUAGCUAAAAUCAAAGAAAUACUCCAUAAACUGAUGAUGAAGAAAUCUAACUAGGCAAAAAGUCUCAGAAGAAAACAGCUUAAAAUGAAGGUUUCCAGCCUACCAAAUAAUUAAUUCAAAAUAUGGUUGUAGUUCAAGACUAGUCAUCUCUGCUAUAGAUGCAAAUGGUAAUGCCUAUGCCAACAGUAGAAGUAUAAAGUUAAACACUGAGAUAAUCCUAAUAAUCUCAAUAAAGCAGCCAAUAGCUUGUUAUUAGCUAACCACUAAUGCAGACUAUGGAGAAAGAAAAUGACUGUGGUGGGGUAAUGACUGACGAGUCUGAAGAAAGAGAAAGAUUACAAAAAAGCUAGAAAUCAAUGUGGAUGAUUCAAGACAGAUAAAGCACAUCGAGAAGAAAUCACAAAAAGUAGGAUAAAACACCGCUUAAAGUGAUCAAAAAACUUUAUAAGAAUGAUUACAGUUCUGGAGAUUAGGCUGAUAACGACGAUGAAGAUAGUGAAGUUGAAAGGAAAAAGAGAUAAUCUAAAAAGCAAAUGUAAAAGCAACAGUAAUAAACUCAAUAAUAACAGUCAUUCUAGUAGCAACAUCAACAGUAGUAACUAUUAUUACAGUAAUAACAAUAACUCCUAAAUCAAAGUCAAUAGAAUCUUUAACCAAAUCUAAUAUACUAAUAAUAAUUGCAUCAAUAGUAGCUGCAAAUAUAAUAGUAACAAUAGCAAUUACUUUUAUAAUAGCAGCAAUAAAAGAAGUCCAUGCAAAUGCAUCAGUAAUAAACACCUCAUUUAUAAACUUAAUAGAUGCUUGACAGAUAAAGAGUUUAAGCUCAAAUGCCUUAAACAAUGUAUCAAGAUAUUAGCUAGACAAUGUUUUAAUAGCCAACAGUCCCAUCUCAGUAACAACCAUAAUUCCUUCCAUAAAUUGCGUAGUUCGGUUAGCUGCCUUAAAUAUAACCUGGUUAUCAAUAAACAGCUUCAAAUGCAUCCCUUAUUUCGUAAAAUCUUGCACUUAAAAGACAACUUGAAGAAUUAAAGUAUCUUGCAAGUAUCAGCCAACCAUAAAAAAGACAAAAAAAAUGA
Messenger RNA from Stylonychia lemnae, 3678 nucleotides. The record is from the annotation of a GenBank genome assembly. NCBI's taxonomy places the organism in Eukaryota, Ciliophora, Spirotrichea, Sporadotrichida, Oxytrichidae.